ACGAUAAAUGAAUUAAAAAUACAUAUCCAAAGCAAACCUGAACCCCCUUCUCUUCCCGCAAUUCUCUAGAAGCUCUUAAAACCGCCCUUUUAGUAAGCUUCUUCCUUCAUAAAGUUUUAUUAUUAAAAUUGUGAAAUGAAGAAAUUGAACUAUUAUUACCUACCAAUCUUUUCCUAGAAAUUUCUUUUGGGAAAAUUGAAAUCAUCAAAACUAAUGGGAUCAUCAAAACGGAGAGCUGCAGAUAACAGUAGAGGAGGCAGCAGCACUGACCAUUUACAUACCCUUCAUCAACGUCUCAAACAUGCUUUAAGUCUUGGUACCACCAGAGUGAGUGAUGAUAAAGAAAGGAAAUGGAAGUGUACGGAUUUAGAAAUUCAGAAGCAUGUGGUUCGUUCCCUUGCUGCUUUUCUUGAUUCUUCUUCGGGGCAUGCUUCGACUCAUCGGCUUCUCAAGGAUUCUCUAGCUGAUAUUGUUGAGGCAUUGGUGUGGAUUCUGCAUUGUAAAAGUGAAGCCAUAGUAGGCAUGGCAGUAAAUGUGGUGGUGAAGUUGGUCAGCAGUAACAGUUCAAUGAUGCAAUUGUACUUGACAGAUCUCAUCAACCCUUUGUCAUCAUUAUUAUGUUCCAACAACUUAGAAGUUGCUACUUCCUGUGCCACUGCUUUGAACAUGGUCCUCUCCAAUCUAAGUGUUAAGAGGGAGAAACAAGUUUGGGAGAUGGUCAAAGAAGCAAAGACUCUCAUUCAAAUUAUUAGGAUUAUUCGGGAAUUUCCUGGUGUCACCCAGCCAAUUGAGAAUUUUCAAGAGAUGGUUUCACUAUUGUAUACAAUAUUGUGGCGGUGGCCUCCAUCUCGUUAUUUUGUGUGGAAGGAUACUAUUUUGAUCAAAGUUUUAGAAGAUUCUCGCAUUAAAUCUCAUCUUUCUACAAAAGUUGCGGUGUUGAAAUUAUGUUCUGCUUUAGCUUUAUGCAAUAAAGUAGCCAAGGAGCUUCUGGGAAAUGGGGAAACAAUUCUAACAAUGAUGGUUUCUUGCAUGGAUGUCUCAGAGCCUCUGGCAGUCAGAAUAGAGGGAUUUAGACUUGCCCAACAUUUGGUGGCAGAUGAACAACGAUGCAUAAAAAUGACAAGCUUAUGUUCUGGGCCUCUAAUUAAAGCCAUUAUUGGAGGAAUGAGAGUAUGGAGGUUGGGCUCUGGAAAGGGUGUAAAUGAUCUGGUGUCUUUGCUAGAUGAGGCCUGUCGGUUGGCUCUAAUUACUCGCUGGCCAGGAGAACAUCACAAUCACUUUUGGGAGCAAGGGAUUGACAAAGUUCUUCUUGAUCUACUUCUUGAAAAUUUUGACAAACAAGCAUCGGAGCACACUUUGACACCUCAGGCACGAAUCUCUAUUGCUCAGCAAGGCCUUGAUACUAAUUUUCUUAUUGCACUAAGGCCAUACAUAUGGGAGAUUUUUGGAUGGCUUGCAGUGCACUGUAGAAAAGAUUUUAGACCAAGCACGGAUCGAACUGAGCUCUAUAUUGACAUGCUUAUCACAUGUGCAUGCUUGUCUUUUGUAGAAGCAAUUUGCAAAGGAUGCCAAAUUUCUGAAAAUGAUGAUACCUCUAGAAGUGAAUCAUCAUCAAGAGCAGUUUUAGUUAUGAUGCAUUCUAGCAGCACAUAUAUUGCAUCAAAAGUAAGGCUCAUCCUUUCUGGUGUUCUAGAGAUAAAGGGAAAUGAGUGUCUGAAACGCUUGCUGUAUUUACUAGAUUAUGGAUCAUCUGCAAACAACUUUGGCUCAGCAAACAUUCCUAAAACUGUUGUCGAAUUGGUUUGUUUGAUUUGUUAUUCUGGAUUGCCAGAAUAUCAAAAAAAUGUUACUAGAGGCGAUGGAAUAAGGACACUAGUGACUUCCAUAAGACGGUGCUUGAGCAAUGGAGUUUGUACUAGCAGGAGAAGCUUUGCCCUUCAUUUUUAUCAUAAUGUGUUUUAUGAGAGGACAUGUUGCUGGAUGACUGCUGAAGAGUGGGAAGGAAAAGAUGCUCUUUUAUUUUACAGUUUGUGGGGACUAGCUGAGUUGGUACAGCAUUCCUCUGAUACGGAUCAUAGUCAUAUCAAAUCUAAUUUAAUAAAGACAGUACAAGAAGUCUUAGAUAAUGUAUCUGCUCCUGGACCAAGAUGGUUGGCUGCUAAUAUUCUUAGUUAUUUUGGAGUUUACGGUUUUCCCAAUAAACAUGACAAAGGCUUUGGGAGAGCACUUGAAGACAAGGAGCAUACUGAUCUGCAACUCCUUUUUGCUAAUGGCGAGUCUGUGAGUGUUCACAAAAUUAUUCUUGCAGUCCAGUGUCCAUCAUUGCUACCUCCUGAGCAAUUUCCUCGGAGUGCAAAAACAACUGAUAAUUUUUUAGUGAAAGAUGUUCCAAGGAAGUGCUGCCCAAUGUUGCAAAAAGAAGUUCGUUUCUCUGCUCGGGUUGAUCAGCAGGCACUAUUAAAGUUGUUGGACUAUGUUUACUUUGGUUAUGUUGAAGCUGGAGAAGACCUUGCCAGGAAGUUGAAAACUCUAGCAAAGUCUUGUAACAUGCAACCUCUAUAUCUAAUGCUUUGCAGAAAGAUACCUCAGUGGGGUACUCCAAUUCCAAGCUCUGAUUUCACUGAUGCUCUUGGCCCUUUGGGGUUCCAGUUCGCGGAUAUAAUCUUGGAAGCUGAAGAGACAGAAAAAAUGCCCUGGGCAUGCAGUUUUUGCUCUCUAUUGUUGCCACACAUGCAUGCUCACAAAUUCAUCCUGCAAUCAAGGUGUAAAUAUCUACAAGCCUUGUUUCUAUCAGGAAUGCAGGAAAGGAGAUGAUUUAUGUGCCUUGUUUUGCUACUUCGUAUUUUCAUUACUGUGUCUGGUUUAUGUUCACCGCAAAGGUUCAAUUUGUUGCAGCCAUUCACAAAGCAUCAAGGUUCCUGUGAGCUGGGAAGCAUUAAUCAAGUUAGUUCGAUUGAUUUAUAGUCGCAAGCUGCCAGAUCCUCCCUUUGGAUGUUUGUGGGACAACAUGGACACCAAGGAAAGGCUAUACGAGUUGAAACCUUAUGUAGAAGUGUACUGGCUGGCUGAGUUUUGGAUUUUGGAAGAUGUUCAAGAAGCUUGCUUCACAACCAUUAUAUCUUGCUUGGAUUCUGAUAGACAAUUAGCUCUUGAAGUUAUGAAACUUGCAGCUGGUUUCUCUCUGUGGAAGCUAGCAGAGGUAGCGGCAGAUUAUAUGGCCCCUAUUUAUCAUAAACUCCGAGACUCCGGUGUUCUUGAACAACUUGAUGAACUGUUAAUUGAACUAGUUCGUGAUGCUUCUGUCAGGCUUUCUCAGGGGAGUGGUGGUUUUCCUCAUCUAUAAUAGAUGAAGGCGAUUACUGAAUCCGAUGUUAUUAGGGUAAGAAGUCUUCAAACCGUUUCUCAUACUGCCAGAAUCAUCUGAUGCGGCACCAGAUACCGGCUCUCUUUGCAUGUAGAAUUUACAAACACUAUUUUGCCGAUCUAUAAAACCCCAUAAGCCCCAGCAACCUGGUUUGUCCAGUCCGAUUCCUAAUGGAACAGGAUGGUUCAACUCUGAAUUUGGCAAGUAGUUUUUAGUUAUAAUUGACAUACUUUUGAUAUGACGGAAUUGAAUGUGUAAUAUUAAGGAUGUGAUUCUUGUAGUAGCGUCCAAAGUGAUCUGUUUGGUGCUUAGCUCGGCAUAUUUUUUGGUUAAGGAGUGAUAUCUCUUUGUCUCUAAGGAAUUAUAUCACCCAUAUGUGUACUUUCUUAUUUAGAUGACAUCGUGUGGUAAAGAAACAUUAAAUAUAUACUCAUUAGGUAUUUUUUUACCCA
Molecule: messenger RNA, 3816 nt
Organism: Gossypium arboreum
Lineage: Eukaryota; Viridiplantae; Streptophyta; Magnoliopsida; Malvales; Malvaceae
Product: BTB/POZ domain-containing protein At1g04390
Exons: 8
Coding region: 214-2814 (866 amino acids)
Molecular function (GO): protein binding
Source: RefSeq, a predicted model, not a curated record